Messenger RNA from Mus pahari (shrew mouse), 2071 nucleotides. Its product is annotated as probable low-specificity L-threonine aldolase 2. Gene Ontology annotation, biological process: L-threonine catabolic process; glycine biosynthetic process. NCBI's taxonomy places the organism in Eukaryota, Metazoa, Chordata, Mammalia, Rodentia, Muridae. The transcript has 6 exons. Gene Ontology annotation, cellular component: cytosol. Bases 392 to 1585 code for a protein of 397 amino acids. The record is from RefSeq and is a predicted model, not a curated record. Gene Ontology annotation, molecular function: L-allo-threonine aldolase activity.
UGUGUCCUCUGGGGACAGAAUCUAGAUCACUUCAGCACUGAGCAGUGUGUCGCAGACAGGAGAGGCACCAUGGGCUUUGCCCAGGCCAUCCACUCACCCACCAGCGGCACUCUUUGUGCCCUGCCCGCUCCCCAGAGGCUCUUCUUCUGUGGUGAUGUGCGGAGGAAGUCUGCAGGCAAACCACAGGCCUCACCUGCCGGGGCUUCUGGGAAAGGGAGAAAAACAGGUGUGAGGUCUGGGUGGGAAAGGGGCUUCAAACCACAAGGGAGUUUCAGUGGCCUGGGGCGGGGACUGUGGCCCAGGAGGACUGACAGAGGGGGCCUCUGGAUGUGGCACGUGGUUACCAAGAUUACAGCUCCAAGCCCCGCCCACAGGGCCAUCGGUUCAGCAAAUGUACCUUUUCGGAGAGAAGUGCUUAAGACAAGGAAGGCUUUGCUGUGUAGCUCAGGCGGCCCUCCAACUCAGUUAUUCUCCUGCUUCAGCAGGGUACUGGAAUCACAGGUCUAUACUAUCAAACCCUGUAACAAGAACACACGGAACUGUGUGCCACGGCACAGUGGCCCGAGGAAUUGUUGAUUCUUGCUCUCUCUCCCCUCCCCCUUCCUUCUCAGAACUGCAGGAAAAGGCUGCAGAAAUGCUUGGGGUGGAGAAAACUCUGUUUGUGCCCACCAACACCAUGGCCAACCUCAUCUCUGUGAUGGGUCACUGCCGGCGCCGGGGUUCCCAGGUCCUCCUUGGGCAGGAAUGCCACCUCCACGUCUAUGAGCAGGGCGGGGUGGCACAGAUCGCUGGGGUGCAUUCCCACCCGCUCCCGGACCUGCCCCACGGCACCUUGGACCUGAAUGAGCUAGAGAGGGCCCUUACCCGGGGCUCUGGGAGUUCCUACCAUCCAGUCUGCGAGCUCGUGUGCCUGGAGAACACGCACAGCAGCUCAGGAGGCCGGGUCCUCCCCAUCGACUACCUCCGCCAGGUGCGCCUCCUGGCCCACACCCAUGGAGCAAGGGUCCACAUGGAUGGAGCUCGGUUGAUGAAUGCAGCCGUGGCUCUGCGCAUGCCCCCUGCCCGCCUCGUAGAGCACUGUGACUCUGUAUCCUUCUGUUUCUCUAAGGGCCUAGGCGCACCAGUGGGGGCUCUGGUUGGGGGAUCUAAGGACUUCAUUGAAGAAGCCUGGCGCCUCCGCAAGGCCCUGGGUGGAGGCAUGCGCCAGGCUGGAGUGCUGGCUGCGGCUGCCCUGGUGGGACUAGCUGAGGCAGAGGAGGUGCUGCCAAGGGACCACGGGAAUGCCCAAAGAUUCGCUAAAGGACUCCAAGACCUGGCAUCACCCAUUUGCUCUGCGGACCCUGCCGCCGUGGAAACCAACAUGGUGCUGGUGCAAGUGGCUGGGCUGCCUCCCUCAGAGCUGUGCCAGCGCCUGCAGGCUGUGAGUGCAGAGGAGGUGGCUCAGACUGGCCGGGCCGUGAGCGUGCUUCUGUUUCCCUGGACAGAACAGUCUGUGCGGGCCGUGUGGCACCGAGAUGUGUCUGCUCAGGACACGGAACUGGCACUGAGGAAGUGGGAGUUUGUGCUGAGACAGUUGAGGCCCUGAGGCCAGGGGACCGGGGACUCUGUGCUACGACUGAAGUGGGCAGUGAGAUGCCUCAAGCCGUUAGCCUGGUGAAGGCUCGCCCUCUCUGGAGGAUGGUGACAUCACUCCGGCGACGCUCCUGGCUUGGCCUCAUGCAGUCAGGAAUAACCAGGAAUAAAGUGGGGAAAGCUGUGACUGAAUAUCCAGAGAAGGGAGCAGAUAGAGGAGAAAGGCCUUGGGGCUGGGAGGUGUAGCAUGGUUGCCUAGUGUGCAUAACCCCUGGGCUCAAACCCCAGCACUGUAGGUUCGAGUCCCAGCAGGUGUGUCAGCUCGCAGCUGUAAUCCUGGCAUGCUAGGGGAUUAGAAGCUCAAGGUUACUCUCAGCUACUCAGAGAAUUUGAGGCAAGCCUGGGCUACAGGAGACCCUGUCUUCAAGAAAAUAGAUCCUUAGUGAUUGACACAAUGGAGUUGUCAGGGAUGGACUGUAAAAUAAAAUACUGAAGGCAC